UAUGAUAAGGUCUCGGGGCGGGGCGGGGCAAAAUCUAGCCACAAAUGGUGGUUAGCGCCGCUCAAAGAUUCUAAAAUCUGCGUAAGUGGCUCUGGUGGGCGUAUCCUGUGUGGUCUUCAGUCUCGACGCCCAAUCGCCACAGCCCGUUAUUGUACCUACCUAUAGGAGUAGUAAGCUUGAGCCCCCGGGUCAUGUUUGGGGUAGUCAGUCUCUUUUCCGGUACUUUUAACAGCUGUUCAUCUCCCUGCUGGGACAAAGCUUCACUUGCCUGUUAUGUCAUCUCUCUCUAGUGUUGCAGAAACAAGUAAUUUAGGAUUGGGAUUUAUUAUUAUUAUUAUUACUAUUACAUUUAUAUCCCGCUCUUCCUCCAAGGAGCCCAGAGUGGUGUACUACAUACUUGAGUUUCUCUUUCACAACAACCCUGUGAAGUAGGUUGAGAGAUGCCUGACUGGCCCAGAGUCACCCAGCUAGCUUCAUGGCUGAAUGGGGAUUUGAACUCGGGUCUCCCCGGUCCUAGUCCAGCACUACAACCACUACACCACGCUGGCUCUCGUUAAUGACUCGCAAGUUUUACAUUUUUACUUUAUAUACCCACUGUCUUGUUAUGAAUAUAUCUGUUUAAUGCAGGUGGCUGAAGCACUACUGGUAUUUGUAGGAGGUGUUUUAUUUGUUAGUACUGUGUGGUUUUCCAACAGGAGAUGAAGGCUACUGUUGUGUUCAGAAAUUCUUGCUGAGGUGUAAACUUUUUUUUUUUAGCGAAAGGCAUAAAUGGCCUUAUUAAUACAAGCAAGUCAAAGGGGAGCAAAAUAAUGCAUUUUUUAAAAUCCAGACAAUAACUGAACACAAAUCUGACCUUGCUUCUCACCCUGCAAUGAUUAAAUUCAGAAAUGGGGGGAGGGGGUUUACCAUUGCCAUCUCCCGCACAGUAUGAGAUGUUGCCUUUCAGCAUCUCCCUAUAUUGCUGCUGCCUGAUAUAGGUGCUUCCCAUAGUCUGGGAAACAUACCAGCGGAGAUUCAAACUGGCAACCUCUGGCUUGCUAGGCAAGCUGCACCACUGCACCAUUAGGUGGCUCUCAAAGCUGCUACACUUCAGCAAAAGACUUCAAAGAAAGAUGUCUGUGUGAAAUUGCUAAAUGAGAAUUUUCAACAAAUUUGACUUUAUUCAAUUUAAUAUCAGCAACUUUAUUUGUUGUCUGCCCCAUAACAGUUCUUCUCUGGGAAGCUCACAAAAUAUAAUAAUAUAAUAAAACAUUCAGUUAAAACACAUUACAAUAAUUCAAAUAAAACACAUUACAAUUCAAAUAAAAGAUUACAAUAAAAUGGUUUCAUGGUUGCUGACCAUGCAAAAAUGGUUGCAAAUGGCUGCCGUGCAUGUGCAGAGGCCAUGUGCGUGCUGGCGUCACACGGGCAGCUGGGGGAGAGCGCUACUGAUGCACGAAAGUAGAAAGGAGCACCACAAUUAAAGAAGUGGUGGUGCACGGUGGAAGAGCAGGUAUGGACCUGCUCUCCUCCAUGGACCACCUCAUACCUCCAUCUUAAAGAGAUGUGCUGUGAUUCGGCAUCUGAAUCACGUUUUGUACACAUCCCUACUAAAAUUUGGCUAAACUUCAGAGGCCACAUUGGAUGGAGUGCCCCUUUUUUGCCAAGAGUAGUGCAUGUGAAGAAUUGACUCAGAAAUAAAAAGUUUAGUUAAAAAUUAUUUCUAUAAAUGUUGCUUGGUUUCAGAAUUAAUGAGUUAAAGCUUGUCAACUGCUUUCAGGUACUUGGAUUGACAGGAGGAGUUCUAUAGAUGUCAGAACAUUUGCUUUAGAGUAAGUGGGAAGUUAAUUGUCAAGGAAGAAGCUGGGAGAAAGGGACUCAGACUGAAGGAUAGUGAACUGUAACUGUUGUGCUCUGAACUGUUUUUGUUUUUGUUUUGAAAGGACCAUCGGUUGUUUUGUUUCUGGUUCUGUUUCUUUGUGAAACAAUACAUGCUCUUUAUUUUCAAAAUAUUUGGACUUUCCCUGUUGGAGUAACACUCCAUGGGCCCUAUGAAGGGCAGUAGAUACUGGAGGAGAGGACAAUUGAAGAUAAAUAGUGGUAGUGGAUACAGGAACUGUCACAACGCACAUGAGAGCUGUUAACAUCUGUGACUGAAGGGCUGCAGGUGAUUGUGCCUGAGAAGAAACGAGUAGCCAUGCUCUUUCAGCCUGUUGUGCUUCGAUGCCGCUUUGAAACCUCUUCCAAGCAACAGGCUGUAAUCCAAUGGAAAUUCAAAUCCUAUUGCCAGGAUCGCAUGGGAGAGACUCUUGGUGUGGUCUCUGCAGGGAUACAGGCGGUGAGCAAGAGACACUUGGAAUGGGAUCCCUACUUGGACUGUGUGGACAGCAGGAGAACAGUCCGCAUUGUGGCCUCCAAGCAGGGCACUGUAGUCACAACUGGAGAAUUCUACAAGGGAAGAGAUGUCCGCAUUGUCCAUGAUGCAGAUCUCCAUAUUGGAAAACUGAUGUGGGGAGACAGUGGGCUCUAUUACUGCCUCAUUAUCACACCUGAUGAUGUGGAGGGCAAGAAUGAGGAGUCGGUGGAGCUGCUUGUUCUGGAGUGGGUGUUUGUGGGCUUGGUGAUCCUGGGGGUUUUCCUCUUCUUUCUUCUGGUUGGGAUCUGCUGGUGCCAGUGUUGCCCUUAUAGCUGCUGUUGCUAUGUCCGCUGCCCCUGCUGUCCAGAUACUUGCUGUUGUCCACGAGCACUGUAUGAAGCAGGAAAGGCUGCAAAGGCUGGAUACCCUCCAGCCGUUACAUCUCUCCCUGGACCUUACUACAUUCCCAGUGUUCCUGUGGGUGGUGUCCCAUCUCAUGCUGUCCUGAUGGAGAAGUCACACCUUCCUCCUUUGGCAUCAAGUGACUCCAGCACAGGAGGACAAAGUGUGCGCAAAGGCUACCGAAUCCAGGCUGACAAAGACAGAGAUUCUAUGAAGGUGCUGUACUAUGUUGAGAAGGAAUUGGCUCAGUUUGACCCGACCAGGAGGAUGAGAGAGAGAUACAAUAAUACCAUCUCAGAACUCAGUUCCUUGCAUGAGGACAACAGCAGCUUCCGCCAGCCUUACCGCCAGGUGCGCCGGAAGCCUCUACCUCCUUCAGGAGACUUGGAUGGUGAUGCAGAAUAUUGGGCAGGGGUUGUCAAUGGAGGUGGAACAUCCAGACCUCAGACAUGCUCUGAUUACAGAGAAGAGAGGGGCAGUUUCAGGAUCAGCCAGCAGAGAUGCAAGUCGGAAAUGCUCUCAAGGAAGAACUUCUCUAUGGGAAUGCCAGCUGUCUCCAUGGAUGAGCUUGCAGCCUUUGCUGAGUCCUACAGUCAGCGUGUCCGUCGAACAGAGGGAAGUCAAGAGCCCCGGUGCUUUGAGAGAUCAGGUUCACGAGGACCACGAGGAGGGUCAAUACAUCACCCAAACAACUCCUCAGAUGAUUAUUACAGCAAGCGUAGGGGAAACCAGGAGCCAUUGACAGAUUCUGACCGGGGCUGGUCGUAUAGCCCAUCGAGGAGACGUACCCAUGAAGAGAAACAGGUUCCUAGGCUAGUGUGUCGGACACCUGGAGGGAGCCAAAAGUACGAUCACUCCUACCUCAGCACUGCCCUCGAGAGGAAAUCACGAAGCUAUGAUGAGAGUGGUGAGCAUAGUGAGACGCCUUCAAAGCUCAGCUCACAUUCCAGUCAAAGAGGUGGAACGUACUAUGCCUGGUCACCACCAUCUACUUACAAAUCAGGACAGCAACUGCAGCAGCCACCUCCCCAACAAGAGGAAGAAGACUCUUUGCCGCCAUACAGUGAGAGGGAGCUGACCCGGGGCCCUUCAUACAGAAGCAGGGAACAAUCAAACCUCAAUGCUUCAGACAAGAAGAGGAAAAAAGAGCCCAAGAAAACAAAUGAGUUUCCAACGAGGAUGUCACUUGUGGUGUGAUACUGUAGAAGUGUUAAUGGAAAAGCAAAAGCGGCCAUAGAGCGGAGCCACGCAGGCUUCAAGGAUUGCGUGCUGCCACCAGAUAUAGAUAUUCAGACUUGUCUGUUCAUCGUGGGAAUGAAGGUCUCAUGCGGAGGCUAGUUCAAACCAACUGCUCUCAUCCAGUUAACCCUUCAGAAAAUAACUUUUACUCUACCAAGAAAUGAAUAAUAGAGAAGGUUUAUCUUGCCAAGCUCAUCCUCUGAUUUCUCUCAGCAAGGGUGAUGUCUCCGCUUCCCCUGAAUCUUCUCUGUACCUGCAGCACUGGAAGAACUACUUUCUUGUAUAAUUUAGAGUAUAUUCCCUUCCUCAUAUUAUCUACUUCUCACCUGUACUGUUUUGCAUUCUAUAUUUGUCAGGGGAAAUUGCCAAGUCUAGGGGCCUCUCACCAUUUGCCCUUUCUCUCCUUUGCUGAAAGAAAUAAGCACUUCAUGUAGCACUUGGAGAUUGCUUUGAAAUGAGAGCAACAUCAUCAAGAAAAAUGGCAAAAGGAAAUCUCCAUCCUUUUGGAAAUGUCCUAAAACUGAGACCAGGGGCACUGCACUUAGAAGGACAAGUUACCCAAAGACAUUUUGGAUUUUUGCUUUAAAGUCCAGCUCAUUCAGUAAUGGGAGCUGCCAGUGAGAUUAAUGUUUUGUUUUGAAAGUGAAACUCAGUAGAUUUUGCUGUAAUGAGAAUGUGCCAUGUUAUUUCACUGUUGUCUGAUAUGAUGUAUCAGCGUUGCCUUACAGUUGAACUAUAGCCAUAAAAGGCUUCAGCUGGGACUGCUGAUUGGUCCUACUGUAAGCAGAGCUCAAGCUCAGGUUCUGCUGACAGUACUCUCUGGACAAUGAUGAUGAUGAUAAUGAUUUUUUGAGCCAACUAGUAGAUAACAACAGAACUAGAAUGAGGAAAUCAGGGUGCAAAAGAAGAGAACAGCCAUUGCUUUUUAUACUUCUACAAGGGCCAAUAUUACUUCUUUCUGGCAACUGGCUGAGGCCAUUCAAUAAGGCAACAGAAUAUCUGAACAAUAAAUAUAUUGAGCGAAUUACCAACCUUGAAAGUUACUUCAUUCUAGCUGUUCACAUUUUGCCCUUCUGCUAGUGGGUUAAUAGCUCAAGGACCUGCCACAAAGGGAGCAGAGUAGCCCCCAAAUGGUAGGAGUAGCAGCUAUGAAAAAACAUUUUGUUUGGUUCAAAGUUAAAGGAAAAAGCAGAUUUUCCUGUUUUGCUUCAGCUCAUAACAGAAAUCUGAUGUGUGAGCUUAUCCCAUGCGUGAUAACUAGCUGAAUGAUAAAUUGGUCAUGGUUUUGAUUUCUGUUAUGAUAUUUAAGUCCUCUAUGCUGGACAGGCUGUUGCUUACUAAGCUUAAUCAAGAAUAGAGAAACUUCAGAGUCACAGAAAUGAGAAAAGUAUUCCUCUAUUGCCCUCUUCUGAUGAUAUAAACAAGUUGUUCUGAUAAGAAUUAGUCUGCAUACUUUCAACUAUCAUCCUAAUUAAUAAUUACCAUCCUCACAAUUUAGCCCACUUCAGCCUUAAACAUCCACACGUCCAAUGUCUUGAAUUGGGGUGGAUAUCACAAACUGUGCCAUUGGGGUGUACCUAUGUGUCACUCACUACAACUGUACCAAAUUUGGUUCAGAUGGAUUAGGUAGUCCACAAGUUAGUCCACUUGUGCCUCAAACAUUGAUGCGGCUGCCAUCUUGAAUCAGGGUAGAUGACAUCAUCACAAACUACACCACUGAGAAGUCUCUGCAAAUUUGGUUCAAAUUGUUUAGGCAGUUCAUAAGUUAGCCCAGUUAGCCCUUAAACGUUUACAUGUUUGCCCUCUUGAAUUGGGGUGGAUGACGUCAUCACAAACUAUGCCAUUGAAUGUCCCUAUGUGUCCCUACAACUGUUGCGAAGCUGAUAGGGUCACGCCUACACACAGAAUACUGGGUGGUCUCAUAUGCUUACUUUCCUUAAGAAAAGUAGGCUCAAUAAGGGAUGCUGUACCUGCGUAUUAGUGUCCUGAGAGUGCACUGGGAAACUCCACCCCAGCACUGAAAAGCCUCAGCACCCAUCCCCAGCACUAUCCACACUUAUGUGCUGUCCAUGCUUACAGUGUUUGUAUGGUCUGCAAAGAGGCAAAUGAUGUAAGUGUGAAGGAGGUUGUUUCAGUCAGAAGACUGGGGCACUGUUUAUAACAUCCCAAGAGGGUUUAUUUGUUAGUUGUAAGAUGCAGGGACUCAAUAACCCAAUUGCUUAAAAAUGAUCAAUUCUUGGUGCUAGAAUUCAGUCAACGUGUACUGUAGUAGUAGAUUCACUUACAUCCACACAACUAGAAAACCUUUUUGGUCUAAUUUUUAAAGACAAAAUUACACUUGCUGCUGAUCAAAGGUCCAGGCUUCAGAUUAGUGGGCAGCAUCCCAAUUAAGUUUCACAGAAAUUAAUGUGAGUUAAGUCUGUCAUGACCCCUACUUUGAGCAGUGUCUGACUCUGAGGGGGCAGGAGCAGCACUAGCUUCAGGCCCUGACACAGAGACAGAAUUUGAAAGCACCCCAGAACAGGAGCCUCCUGAAAUGGCACACUUAGAACCUGAGCCCUCUGAAGAGCUAUCCUCUCCCACACUGUAGCACUUCCUGACUUCUUUGCCCACUCAAACAUAUGCCCCUGAGGGUUGCACAGCCCUUAGAGACAUGCUUUCAGGUGAUGCAGAGGGCUUCCAGAUAAAUGGGAAGUUGUUGAAAUUCUCUCUCUCUCUCUCUCUCUCUCUCUCUCUCUCUCUCUCUCUCUCUCUCUCUCUCUCUCUCUCUCUCACACACACACACACACACACACACACACACACACACACACACACACUAGUUCCAGCACUAGUUUGGAACUCUUCAGGAGCUAUACUGGUGCUUCCCCUGUUGCACCAGUGCUUUGUUAGGAUGAAAGCCUCUGAUAGUUGCACAGUAGUAGCUGUGCUGGCUAGAGGCUAAGCAGUAUUAUCUAUCUAUCUAUCUAUCUAUCUAUCUAUCUAUCUAUCUAUCUAUCUAUCUAUCUAUCUAUCUAUCUAUCUAUCUAAUUUGUAUACCACCCCAAACGUCUGUCUCUGGGCAAUUUACAACAACAUAAAAGUAAAAACCUUAAAAACAAUUAAAAACCACAAUUAAAUUAAAAAGCUUGGGUGAAAAGAUACGUCUUUAGGGACUUUUAAAAAGUUGUCCGAGAUGGGGAGGUUCUUAUCACAGCAGGGAGUGCAUUCCAGAGUCUCGGGGCAGCAACAGAGAAGACCCCUCCCUAUGUGGCCACCAGGCAGGCUGGUGGCAGCUGCAGAUGGACAGCGGCCACCAGCUGCCUUCCUCCUAUUAGAGAGGAAGACAAAGGGUGCCAGGCUCCAAGCCAGAACUCUGCCCCUUUAAAGUUUCCACCCUCCAUGCAGGGAGAUGAAGUACCAUGAGCUCAGAGGUAUUUAAGAGCUCAGGCUACUUCUGACUACUGUCUGAGCGAUUUGUCUCACUGAACUGCCUUACCAACCUCAGGGGUUCUUAUCUGUAGUUUGAGAUAGGACAUUACUAGGAAUUGUGGAUGUAUCUUGGAAGCUUCAGCAUUAUCACCCCAGCUUAGCCCACACAUCCUGGCUCCUAUUAAUCUGACGGAGCAGGGCCAAAAGAAAGAUGAUGCAAUAUGUGCCCCUCUCUCCCAGGAAGUGAUCUGAGGUUUGCCCACAAAGAUGGAUGCAGCAGAGUUUUUCUCUCUGAACUAUCACGGCUAUAUCUGCUACAGCAUUGUGACCAGUGUUCUAUUCCCCCCCCCCAUCUGUGUGCAGAAAGAGUUUUGUUCUGGGCAGCAGUAUCAAGGCAGUGUGUGUGCACGUGCAUUCAGAGUAGGACCUUCAGAUUCAACCUGAGUGGGAUCUAAAAUUAAUUGAGCGGACAUUAAAAAAAUUGUGAGUGCACACACAUGUGCAUACCUUAGAAGAAACAUGAUUGUGAGAUCUCCAGGUUUGGCUACAAACCAUACUCUGGUAGAUUGUCUGAGCAACAAUGUGUGAUCUUCCAAAGGCUGAUGGGCAGUCUCUAGACUCUCCACUGACUUGCAGGGUUAGAGGCGCACUCUUUGGGGGCAUUCUGACUGGCAGUUACAUCAUGCAGUCUUACUGCUUCAUGAUGUUGAGUUAGUGAAUUUAAUGAUAAAGUAAAGUUGUGCCCUGGCAGUCACAGAGCCAUUUGGUUUUCUUUGGUAGACUACAGGAGGGGUUUACAAUUGCCAUCUCCCGCGCAGCAUGAGAUGAUGCCUUUCAGCAUCUUCCUAUAUCGCUGUUGCCUGAUAUAGGUGUUUCUCAUAGUCUGGGAAACAUACCAGUGGGGAUUCGGACCAGCAACCUCUUGCUCCCUAGGCAAGUUACUUCCCCGCUGUGCCAUUAGGUGGCUCCAAGUUUAAUGAUACCAUUUAAUGAUACCACCUUGGACUUUCCUAGCACAGAAGAUGCUUUGCUUCUUCACUCUGGUACAGGAUCUUUCUCAGUCAAGCUGUUCAGGGGCCAAGACACCCCUAGCUAUGACAUUAACUCUUUGCCCCUUCGGAACACCUUGGUUUGGGAAAGCCUCCUAGCAGACUCCACAAGAGGAAGCAAGAAAGGGCUAUAAUCAAGCAGGUUCAUCAACAGUUUGCUUUGGAAGUUUGCCUCCAAGAGGACUCAUCCUAGGAGAUAUGACAUUCUCAUACCUAGGAGAUACCUAGGACAUCUCAUACCUAGCAGAUACGACAUUCUGGAGAUUAUGAAAUUCUAGAGAGCCACUGCCAGUCAGUGUAGACAACACUCAGUUAGAUGGACUAGUGAUAAGGCAGCUUAUCACUGAUUCAGGAUAAGGCAGCUUCAUGCUGCACAGGAGAUGGCAAUGGUAAAUCCCUCCUGUAUUCUACCAAAUACAGGAGUUCAAGAGUUAGCAGUUUCCCUCAGGCUGCAAUGUCAUCUGUUCCUUAUAGGCUAGACUCAGGGCAUGGCCUGAAAGUUCAUGAUGCUGCAACUUUUGCUGAAACUAAGGUGGUCUGGGUCUGAUGAAUAUCUUGCCUGGGAAUUAAGGCAAUUCGUUAAGACAAGAUAUGCUGCCUUAAGUUUCAUCAUAGAAGAAAGGCAAGGUAUAAAAACAAUAGCCAAUGGUCCAAAUUGGCACAAAACUGUGCAACAUGAAAGGCAGCCCCAAUGGUGUUGCAUGACAGUUGUGCAAUGACUUAAAACAGCAUUCCAAUGGAAGUAGCACUGCUGUGUUCCAGCAUCAUCAGGGUUUCAAUAGGCACACAUUCAAAGUUACAUCACUUACUCAUCCCUAUUGUAAUGGAGGCAGCAGAUAAGAAACUUGUCUUAUCUGUCUUCUCUCCCUGGCCUGAUGGCCAGGUAUUGUCUCUGUUUGCGAGAGGAAGAGGGAGGUUUAGAUUUCAUUCCAAGGCUGAAAUGAUCUUAGAUGCCAGACACUUGCAGUAGCUAGUGUUGGGAGUCUGCUUCGCUGGGUACCACACAUAGAGAGUGUGAAGCGAAUCCCCUUUCCCAUUUGUGGGGCUUGCAGCCAAAUCUAGGGGUUACCAGUCCACUGCCAGCUAAGUGACUUGUCCCCAUAGACUGAGAACUCACAUUGCAGUGCAGCUCCUGAGCAUAGCAAAAGUGAGCAUAGCAAUCUCCAAGCUUGGAGAUGCAUUUGCAACCAGGGAGGCUUCUGGAAGCAGGCAGAAUAAGCUCAGCUGGUAACAGAACCGAUAGAACCAUCUCUCUCCUCCUACCUAUGUAUUAUGUAGCUGAUAGGAUAGGUCUUUCCUAUCUCAAGUGUACUUCACCAACAAAUCUAUUUCGCUUAGAUUGUACAACAGUCUCCAUGCAUGUUCUUUAAAUAACUGCAACAACUAAACUCUGCACUCUACUCUGUAACUGGAGUGGGUAGCUUCUUUUGGUGCUUUGCUAAAUAAUCAUAAACCCCAACAGUUCCAGCAUCAUCAAGGCUGCCUUUCAGCCCUGCAGUUGUGCAACAGCCUCGGUGGGUACCUAAUGCCAGGGUAGCACUAUGUGGAAUGUAACCCUAUAAUGCCAGGGUGUGGGAUGUCACUGUAUCUAUCCUAUCUAUCUAUCUAUCUAUCUAUCUAUCUAUCUAUCUAUCUAUCUAUCUAUCUAUUGCCUGCACAACCCUAAUUCUGCACAUUUUUGUUCCAAUUUCUGAAACCUCCCCACACAACAUAGGUACAUACUGCUGGCUUCUCUUUUUUGUGCUACAGAUUGAUUGGGUGUGAUAAUAAGUGGCAGUUUUCUAUUAUACGAUGGGAUGAAUAUGGUAGAUCCUGUCAAAUGGCAGGAGAUGGGUGUUCAUCAAUGCACAACAAUUAUGACUCAUCUCUAAUGGAAACACUUUGAAUGUGGCAUUGUCUUCCUAGAAGAUUUAAAGUUGCUUAACCCUUGAAAAGCAGAUUCACAAGAAAUAUAUGGCAUUUUUUAAAAAAUCCAGUAUUUCAGCAAAUGCUUGUUAUCCUUGUGUUUUCUGAACAGGAAAGGCUCUUUGCUCUCUGUGUAACCUUGUAGAAGUUGUGCAGUAUUAUUGAUAUAAUAGCACCAUCAUGUGGGCAUCUGCUUAUGUUACUGCUGUUACUAUGGAAAAACUUACAUGCUGUGCAGCUUUAUGAGGGUGGUUCAGCACCUCUCAGGCCACUGUAAGUGUUUAACAAACAUGCCCAUGGUGCUGUGCAACAGGGCUCUUCUGCUACUAUUUACGUUUGUGGGUAUUAUUGGGAAUAAUGGAAAAUGCCAUUGUGCAAGUGCAAGUAGAAGCAGAAGAGUCUUGUUGCACAGCAGCAUGGGCAUGUCUACACUUGCAAUGGGGUGGGUUGUUCUGAAACAUCCUCAUCAAGCUGUGCAGCAUGUAAGCCGCUAUUUAGAUUGAAAUCCUAAUUUCUACUUACAUGGAAAUUUUAUUGGUUUAAAAUAUUGAUAUCCUACCCCUCAAGGACAAUACUGCUCAGGUUGUCUAUGGGACCUAAAGGUAAAAUAAAGUGUGCCAUCAAGUCGA
Messenger RNA from Hemicordylus capensis (graceful crag lizard), 10970 nucleotides. It is a transcript of the gene ILDR2, whose product is annotated as immunoglobulin like domain containing receptor 2. The record is from RefSeq and is a predicted model, not a curated record. NCBI's taxonomy places the organism in Eukaryota, Metazoa, Chordata, Lepidosauria, Squamata, Cordylidae. The transcript has 9 exons. Gene Ontology annotation, biological process: pancreas development. Bases 2177 to 3934 code for a protein of 585 amino acids. Gene Ontology annotation, cellular component: membrane.